Molecule: messenger RNA, 819 nt
Organism: Ixodes scapularis (black-legged tick)
Lineage: Eukaryota; Metazoa; Arthropoda; Arachnida; Ixodida; Ixodidae
Exons: 3
Coding region: 1-819 (272 amino acids)
Source: RefSeq, a predicted model, not a curated record
AUGCGCGAAGUGUGGUGGGCGACGCAGCGACACGUGGCCGGCAACUUCCUCUCACUCUACCAGAAGUACGAGGACUCGCCGCAGCAGUGGCUCAUGGCGCUGCGGGAGGUGGACGUGCAUCUGCUGCGGACGGCCAUCGUGCACCGCGAGAUCCUCGAGGGCGAGCUGGAGAAGCUGGCGCGCACCAUCGAGCUGGACGGCGAGCUGGCCUGUGCGGACAACAUCCGCCACCUGCAGGACGUCUUCGUCAAAGAGGGAGUCGGCUACUGGCUCGCCGAGCACCUGGACCUCAUCUGGAGCGAGUUCGGAAACCAGGUCCAGAAGGGCGUCGUGAACCUCUACAAAGCCUUCGACUCCCCUUUCGUGCGGUCCUGGGCGUCGUCUUCCGAGUGCAGAGCCGACGACGUGGCUCAGGCCAUCCACGAGUCCUGGACGGGCUUCAUUGGACGGGUCCAGGAAAGCCGUCGCUACGUGGUUGAAGAAGAGACCAGCAGCUACACCCAGGACGAGCUCGCCGUAGACCUGGAGAACAGCAGCAUUCCGCAUCGCAUCUACAUCUACACGCGCAUCCUUCGACGUUACGAGGCCCUCGUCAACCACGACUGGCAGGUCACCUACCGAACCACAAUUGCGCUUCUGGAUCAGUCACUGGCGGCCAGCGGGACGCAGCAAGGUGGACAUACGGUACCGGUGAUCCACACCAAGGUGACCGUCAUCGUGACCAAGAUCUGGGAAGAAGUGAUGGUGGAGAUUCGGCAGACCUUCAAGGAAUGCCGCGAGAAGUUCGAAGAGGCCAUUCUUUGCGACAGGACUCUCUGA